AUGUCAGAGAAAUUCUCGGCAACGCUGAGACUCGGGGACCUGAAUGAUUACAUAUCUCCGUCACAGGGCUGCGUUGUUUCUCUCAAGGCUAGCUCCACAAGGCAAGACAAAUCACAGAACCUUGAGAAAGUUGGGACUGCCACUAAACCACUGCAAACAGAACCCGUAAAAAUUUCACUAAAGGACUGCUUGGCAUGCAGUGGGUGCAUAACUUCAGCAGAGACUGUUAUGCUUGAGAAGCAGAGCUUGGAUGAGUUCCUUUCUAAUAUUGAUAGGGGGAAGGCCGUUAUUGUCUCACUCUCUCCUCAGUCUAGGGCUGCACUUGCGGUUCAUUUUGGCCUUUCUCCAGUUCAGGUUUUCAGGAAGCUCACAACAUUUUUCAAGUCCUUGGGAGUCAAGGCUCUAUUUGAUACCAGCUGUAGUAGAGACCUCUCACUUAUUGAAUCUUGUAAUGAAUUUAUAGCACGUUAUAAAAUAAGCCAAUCAACUGGUGAUGAGAAAUCUAAACAAUCCCUACCCAUGAUUGCCUCUGCUUGUCCAGGUUGGAUAUGCUAUGCUGAGAAAACUCUUGGAUCCUAUAUUCUUCCUUAUAUAUCCUCAGUGAAGAGCCCCCAGCAAACUAUUGGAGCUAUCAUUAAGAAUCACAUUUGCCAAAACUUGUGUCUUAGGCCAGACGAGGUCUACCAUGUAACUGUGAUGCCUUGUUAUGACAAGAAGCUUGAGGCUGCCAGGGAUGACUUUGUGUUUCAACUAGAAUCUCCAGGUGAUACUCAUGGAAAUACUGGUCUAGAGAUUACAGAAGUUGACUCUGUGUUGACUACUGGAGAGGUUUUAGAUUUGAUACAGUCAAAAUCAGUAGAUUUUAAAGCUUUGGAAGAGUCUUCUCUGGAUAAAUUGUAA
Messenger RNA from Ilex paraguariensis (yerba mate), 900 nucleotides. The record is from the annotation of a GenBank genome assembly. Lineage: Eukaryota; Viridiplantae; Streptophyta; Magnoliopsida; Aquifoliales; Aquifoliaceae.